UACUAAUUAGCCACAUUCAAUUGUUGAGAGUGCUAAUUUUAAUUUCUUAAGUUGGGAAAAAAUGGCUAAGUUUGGUGCAACCUCAAUUGCCCUUGUUCUCACAUUGAACAUUCUUUUUUUCACUAUGGUUAGUUCCACUAAUGUCCCAUGCCCACCACCCCCACACCCCAAACCCCACUACCCUACCCCUACCCCCUCCACCCCAUCAUCAAAGGGUAAGUGCCCAAAGGACACACUAAAACUAAAUGCUUGUACCAAUUUAUUGGGUGAUUUAUUGCACUUUGUUAUUGGAAGUAGUCCAGCCAAGACUCAAUGUUGCUCUUCAAUGGAAGGACUUGUUGAUCUUGAUGCUGCUGUUUGCCUUUGCACUGCCCUUAAAGCCAAUUUGUUGGGAAUUAAUCUAAAUGUUCCACUUUCCCUUAGCUUGUUGCUCAACAAUUGUGGCAAAUAUGCCCCAAAGAACUUUCAAUGUGCUUAAGACAAAUUAAGUUUCUAUCAAUGUGUUUGAUAUAUUUUGUUAUAAUUUGUAUGUUUGUACUACCUUAGUUUCAAAGGAAGUAUAUUUUUUUAUUCUAGUUGGUAACUAGAAGGGAGGCUGGUUGUAUCCAGUUUUUCAUGAAAUAAAUGUCAUCUUUUGAAGUUGCCAUCUUUUUUGCUUAUUUGGAAAUAGAAAAACUUAUAAGA
Messenger RNA from Solanum pennellii, 684 nucleotides. RefSeq names its product 14 kDa proline-rich protein DC2.15-like. The coding region runs from base 62 to 478 and encodes 138 amino acids. Lineage: Eukaryota; Viridiplantae; Streptophyta; Magnoliopsida; Solanales; Solanaceae. The record is from RefSeq and is a predicted model, not a curated record. The transcript has a single exon.